AUUGACCUCGUUACGCAGGAAUCUGAAACACUGGGGAUUGUGUUCAAUGCACGCCAUUUUGAUUCUAUUGAUAGGGCACAGUGCACGUUUUAUUCUAAAUGUGAGCCAUAAUGAGGGUCAGGUACCCGUAGUUUCCUGAUCUGAUUACUUUGUACAUGUCGGCCCGCUGUAUAAUACKUAUAGUCUUUGAGGCCAGACUGCCCCCACAGGCAAGAUAAAUAGGGUGGUCCCGCGGAGAGGGACGCAGCACACGGUGUACUAUAGUGGAAUGAUAACGAGGUUGGAUAAAGCACUGACACCCCCUCUGGCUAUUCGUAGUAGCCGAGCUCCAGCUGAUUGCGUUGAGUCCGGUGUGGACACUUGAAUGCUCAAUUCAUCCAAACAGAGCAGUUUAUGACUAUUUGGAUCCCUGUGGCCGCUCGUGUCGGCAAAGCCAUCCACCUUCUUUGUCCAAAUUGACCGAGGACUAUUUAUAGAAGCGGAUAUCAUAGAUUUGAGUUGGCUGAAGAUCCUUGACAAAGACAAGGCCCCUGUCUCCUCCCCAGCCUUGCGUACCAUCAUUUUAUUGAAGACAUGGGGGAUACUGGUAGUGAGCGCAGCAAACCUUUACCAACUCGGUGUCCCUGUGGAUUUUGGGGGUCCAGUAAAACCAUGAACCUCUGCUCAAAAUGUUUUGCUGAUAUCGAGAAGAAGCAGACGGAUGAGGACUGUGCCCCAAAACCCAGCCCGAGCACUGGGAGUACCCAAUCGGCUGUCUUCAAUAGCGAGAUGAGUAGCAGCAGCAAAAGUAGCCAAUCCCUAUUGUCGUCGCCACUCACUAGCUCCGAGCAGCCAUCUGCAUCAACCGAAGACCCUGUCCCCAUGUUAUCCAAUACACAGGAUGAACUAUUAUCAUGCACAGAAACAGCUCAAGGCACCCUCUGUACGCCCAAAAAACGUCCUUGCGAAUCAGCUUCAGGGCCGGAGAGCGAGGCGUCACCGGAGAAACAAGCACGGGGGGACUCUGAGGAGGGGGAGGUGGUUAGCGAGGAGCCUAGCCCAGGGCCCAAGCAGAAAAACCGCCGGCGCUGCUAUCGCUGCCAAACCAAACUGGAGCUGGUACAGCAGGAACUGGGCUCMUGUCGCUGCGGCUACGUGUUCUGCAUGCUGCACCGUCUACCUGAGCAGCACGACUGCCUGUUCGACCACCUGGGCCGUGGGCGCGAGGAGGCCGUCCUCAAGAUGGUGAAGCUGGACCGCAAGGUGGGCCGCUCGUGCCAGCGCAUUGGAGAAGAGUGCUCCUGAGUUGCCCCCGUUGACCGCCCGUCUCCACACGAUGCACUUCAAGAGGGGGAAAGGAGCGAGGGAGGGAGUGGGGAGAAGGGAAAGUGAGCGGGGGGAGAAGGGAGAGCGAGCAUGGUUGAAAUAGACUCACAAUUUGCCCCACCAUUCUGGAUCUGAGUAUUGUUGAUCCACUCCUGUUAGUCUUGACAGUUUGGACUCUGACUUGGACACUGUCACCACGGCAACUUCUGGAGCCACACUGUCACUAUCGCAUGUUCAUUUUCACAGCCUUAACUUGCCCAGUUUUCAGAUUCAACAAGGACCCUGUAAAGAAAGAACGGUCAGAUUAUAUAUAUUUUUUUUAGCACACAGCAGCGCCACCAUAGCGCAACUCUUUUCCAUCUGCUUCACCGAUCGCAGAAGAAGACUGUCUGCAACAGUACUUUCUAUAUGAAACUGACCUCUCUCCUUACCGGCUCCUUGGUUGUCUUUGUAAGCAGGUUUUCACUAUGUCAAUGGUCACUAAGGAACGGAACAUAGACCUGUCUGUCCCUUGACCACUCCUCAGGUUGUAGGAGGGUGGGAUAUCGACCUUUAACUCCCCCACCUUAUUUUCUCUUUUCCUUGCCCAAUGGCUCUGCAUGGCAUUGGAUUGAAUUGGCUUGUAUGUGUCGAGUAAGGACAUUGUCCCCCAGGUCCUGGGUCAGUUGUUGUGUGGCCGUGUUUGUUCCUAUGAGUCUCUGCCAGAGUGGUUUGAAUCCAAACCAGACCACUAACCUUUGUACUGCAGCCAGCCUCCUCCUCCGCCCCUCUCAGUUGGAUCAGUCUGAACAAAUGGACUGGGGAGACACAAGCAGAAGCUCUUCUCUGCCUGCUGCCCUUUGAAUGAGUGUUGCUGUUCCUGCUUUGUUUUGUAAUGCACUCUCUACUCCCUCUUCUGUACAUACAAAAUCCCUGACUCCUUGGACUAUUGAACCAUGGCUCUGUUCAUAUGGCCAUACUAGAAUACCACUUAGAAUGCAUGCCUGAUACGUUGGUUCAUUCUAAGUAGUAUACUGCUAGUCUGUUCCAUAUCGUUCUCCUACUACCCUAGUCACACUACUUGACUGCUGGUCCCAAUGCUCAUCUCAUUCUUCACUCACUUCAUCCCCCUCUCCUCUGCUUCCUUCGACUCUCACUGGUCCCCUUCUGGUGCGAGGAAUGAUUUGAAGGAUGGAGGGAGUGAUGUGUAGUGGUCAACAACAAAAAAGGAGCGUACUGUCGUGGCUGGUUUUAUUUUGAUAUUUUGCGACCUGUUCUCUCGAGUGCUAAUGGAAGAAAUUAAUAUCUUUCUGUAUCUUAAAAGAAAUUGUAUUUAACCAUAUGGUUUUGAUUUACUUACACACUAGCAUAGCGCUGCAUAUUUAGUUAAAUGUAUAAAAAAUAAUUUAGUUUUCUCUUAUUGUAUUUGGCCUUUUUGCUGAGGAUGAUUAAACUGGAUUAGAGGAGCAGGUAGUCUGUGUGAUCUUUAAAGUUGAAUUAUAAUGGGAAAAUAAGGGUAAACUUAAGGAGUACAUCAAACGUGAAGUGCAAACCUGAUUCUGUCGACUGGCCGUAAUAGGGGGAAAAAAGCUCAAAUUGACACUUUACAUAUACAACUUUUGUGAAAAGUAUAAAUACUUUUGACUGAUAAACGAACAAUAAAUAUCAUACGAUUGCA
Salvelinus sp. IW2-2015 is the source of this 2962-nucleotide messenger RNA. Its product is annotated as AN1-type zinc finger protein 3. Gene Ontology annotation, molecular function: zinc ion binding; DNA binding. NCBI's taxonomy places the organism in Eukaryota, Metazoa, Chordata, Actinopteri, Salmoniformes, Salmonidae. The record is from RefSeq and is a predicted model, not a curated record.